Dracunculus medinensis (Guinea worm) is the source of this 219-nucleotide messenger RNA. The record is from the annotation of a GenBank genome assembly. Lineage: Eukaryota; Metazoa; Nematoda; Chromadorea; Rhabditida; Dracunculidae.
AUGAUUCUUUCCAGAAAAAAGGCUUCUGCUAGAUUACUCGAGUACCGGAAAUAUCGAUAUGGCAAUCCUCAUGGUGUUCGAGGUGAAUAUUCCCGUGCUGAGUGUUCCACUCCUGAUGAUACCGAUUUCUUUUGUGCGUGCUUCAAUUAUGUAACCAUACUUCUCCCGGAGCCGAGAAGCUUCAUUUUUUCUCCAGAACGAGGAUUUCUCUAUGAAUAA